Messenger RNA from Mesoplodon densirostris (Blainville's beaked whale), 2223 nucleotides. It is a transcript of the gene RASEF, whose product is annotated as RAS and EF-hand domain containing. The transcript has 17 exons. The record is from RefSeq and is a predicted model, not a curated record. The coding region runs from base 1 to 2223 and encodes 740 amino acids. Lineage: Eukaryota; Metazoa; Chordata; Mammalia; Artiodactyla; Ziphiidae. Gene Ontology annotation, molecular function: GTP binding; GTPase activity; calcium ion binding.
AUGGAGCCGGACGGGGACCUGGAGGAGCUGGCCCGGCUGCGCUCCGUCUUCGCCGCCUGCGACGCGAACCGCUCGGGGCGCCUGGAGCGCGAGGAGUUCAGCGCUCUGUGCGCGGAGCUGCGCGUGCGGCCGGCCGACGCCGAGGCCGUGUUCCAGCGGCUCGACACCGACCGCGACGGCGCCAUCACCUUCCAGGAGUUCGCGCGCGGCUUCCGCGGGGCCCACCGCGGGAGACGGCGCUGGGGCCGGGGGCCGCGGGAGCCUGCGUUCACUGCGGCCCUGGUGGGGUCCGACCCCGGGGACAGCCAGGAGGACGAGGGCGACGAGGACGCGGCGGCGGCACUGGCCGCCCACUGGGACUCGGCGAGCCCGGGCCAGGCUUGGCAGGACUUCCAGGCGCGACUCGGGGACGAGGUCAAGUUCAUCCCCAGAAAAGAGCAAGUUAGUACCUUGUAUCAAAACAUCAACCUCGUGGAGCCAAGACUAAUUCAGCCAUAUGAACAUGUUAUAAAGAACUUUAUCCGUGAGAUCAAACUUCAAAGCACAGAAAUGGAAAACCUGGCCAUCGCAGUGAAGAGAGCCCAGGACAAGGCAGCCAUGCAAUUGAGUGAAUUGGAAGAGGAAAUGGAUCAGAGGAUUCAGGCUGCAGAACACAAGACACGGAAAGACGAAAAACGCAAAGCUGAAGAAGCCCUCAGUGACCUCAGGCGUCAGUAUGAAACAGAAGUGGGAGAUCUACAGGUGACAAUAAAGAAACUCAAAAAGCUAGAAGAACAAUCAAAACACAUAAGUCAAAAGGAAGAUGUGGCUGCAUUAAAAAAACAAAUUUAUGACUUAUCAAUGGAAAAUCAGAAAGUUAAGAAGGAUCUUUUAGAAGCACAGACAAACAUAGCCUUUCUUCAGAGUGAAUUAGAUUCUUUGAAAAGUGAUUAUGCUGAUCAGAGUCUGAAUUCUGAAAGGGAUCUGGAAGUAAUCCGAGAGUACACAGAAGAUCGAAAUAGUCUUGAGAGGCAAAUUGAAAUACUCCAAACAGCUAACAGGAAACUGCAUGACAGUAACGAUGGCCUAAGGAGUGCCCUUGAAAACAGUUACAGCAAGUUCAACAGAUCCUUGCGCAUAAAUAAUAUAUCACCAGGGAAUACAAUUUCUAGAAGCAGUCCUAAAUUUAAUGCUCAUUCUCCUCAACCUCUGGGCUAUGACAGGUCAUCCCACUCUUCCUACAUGGAUGAGGACUGUGACUCUCUGGCCCUCUGUGAUCCCAUGCAGAGGAUAAAUUGUGAUAUUGACAGCCUGCCUGAGAGCUGCUUCGACAGCGGCUUGUCUACCCUGAGAGAUUCCAAUGAGUAUGACUCGGAGGUGGAGUACAAGCACCAGAGGGGAUUCCAGAGGUCACACGGCACACAGGAGAGCUUUGGGGGUGAUGCUUCAGACACAGACGUUCCUGAUAUAAGGGAUGAAGAGACGUAUGGCUCAGAAGACAUGGCUUCCAUCCUGGACUGGAAGCCGCAGGAGUCUGCUAGUGAAGGCAGUGUCAUUAGCUCCUUGAGAAAGCCCAUCUCAGCACUUGCACCACAGACAGACAUGGUGGAUGAUAACCAUAAAUCUUCCAGCUCACAGAAGGCUUACAAGAUUGUGCUGGCUGGGGACGCUGCAGUAGGAAAGUCAAGUUUGCUCAUGAGACUUUGCAAGAAUGAAUUUCAAGGAAACACAAGUGCCACCCUGGGAGUUGAUUUUCAAAUGAAAACUCUCAUUGUAGACGGAGAGCGAACAGUACUGCAACUCUGGGAUACCGCUGGCCAGGAGAGAUUCAGAAGUAUUGCCAAGUCUUAUUUCAGAAGAGCAGAUGGUGUUUUGCUGCUGUACGAUGUUACGUGUGAGAAAAGCUUUCUUAAUGUACGAGAAUGGGUAGAUAUGAUUGAGGAUGCAGCCCAUAAUAGCAUUCCUAUCAUGUUGGUAGGAAACAAGGCUGAUCUUCGUGAUGCUGCUGAAGCGGAAGGACAAAAAUGUGUCCCAGGGUACUUUGGAGAAAAACUGGCCAUGACCCAUGGGGCACUAUUUUGUGAAACAAGCGCCAAAGAUGGUUCGAAUGUAGUGGAAGCUGUUCUCCACCUUACUCGGGAAGUGAAAAAAAGAACCGAUGAGGAUGACAGCAAAUCCAUUACCAAUCUGAGUGGGACCAGUUCCAAAAAGUCAACCCAGAUGAAGAAUUGUUGCAAUGGUUAA